CACGGCGGCCGGGCUCGGCGCUCGCGGCGCGGGAUUUCCAGCGCAGCCAGCCGGAGCGGAGCCCGAUGUGGUGCAUGGCUGUGUGGCUGCUGGAGAAGCGGAGGCGGCGGCAGUGCCUGACCCAGCAGCCCUCCCUGGCCCCCAGCAGGGGCAUGGCCGCAUGUUGAGCGCUGUCCGGCGGCGGCCUGAGCGGGGCGGGAGGGAGUCCUGCGCAGCGCCUUGUGUCCGGGGACCCUGGCCGGAGGCGAGCGGCUCUGCUUCCUUCUCCGCGGUUGCGAGGUUAUGCCACUCUCCAAGUUUUCUGGAUGCCUUCACAUGAAAGAGAGAGGUUGAGAUUUGCCCAGACUUGGCAUGACGGUCCUUAGGUCUUGAACCAACAUGGCAGCUGGAGAGUCCUCUCCCAUAGGAGGUGUCUUCGUCAACCUGCAGCAGGACAGCAGUAAUGCUGAGAAGGCCUUUCUCCCUGCCGAGGAUGAUGAGGAUUUGGAUAAGACCUUGUCAAUCAAGAGGUUUGGGGACCUGAUAAGCAAGUCAGCAUCAAGGGAUCUGGAAGAGCAGAGACGCAACUACAGUGAGAGAGAUUUUGAAUUCCAUCGCCAAACCUCCCACCACAUCCACCAUCCCCUUUCCACCCACCUGCCUCCUGCCCUCAAGUUCCAGAAGAGGCUCUUCCAUGCCAGCCGGAGGAAGAGGAGAAAGAGAAAAAAGAAAAAAACCUCCGUGCCCCCCUCAGACAUCACUCCCACCAUCCAGGAAGUGAAGGAGGAGGAAGAGGGGGACGAGGAGGAGGAAGGAGAGUCGGAGGCAGAAGAGGCCCUGGAGAAAGAGGUCUCACCAGAGUCAGAGUCGGAGGCUCAUGAGAAGAAGGACACUCCUAAGCCUGAGCCCCCUAGCAAACCAAAGUUCACUAUUGGGAGUGACGAUGAAUCCUGCGGUGCCUUGGCCUCUGCAUGGUUCCAUGUGGAGAAGGAGUGUGGUGUCAUGUCACCGAUGCCACACCGUGCUGACUUGCUGCAGGAGACGGGCCCGGCCUCUCUUGGCAGCCUCCCGGGGCCCAGAGAAUGUCCAUCUUGGGGAUGGGACAGGCGCAAGCCCUGGAGCCAGGUGGUGAGUGGGCAGAGGGUGAGUUAUGACCUGAAGGAGCGGGUGUGCAUCGGCAGCAUGACCACUCUGGAGAGUGCAGUGUACCAGCGCGUCCCCACCGAUGAGGCCGAGGCCCAGAUGCUGGCGUCUGCUGACCUGGACGACAUGAAAAGCCACCGCUUUGAAGAUAACCCUGGUGUGAGGCGGCAUCUGGUGAAGAAACCAUCUAGGAGCCAGAGCACCAGAACCAGCAGGAAGAUGGUGUCAAUCCCGUCUGUCAAGAAGAAGAAGAAGAAAAAAAAGCUGGACAGGAGGCCCCAUGAGGUGUUUGUGGAGCUGAACGAGUUGGUCAUAGAUAAGAACCAGGAGAUGCACUGGAAGGAGACAGCGCGCUGGAUCAAGUUUGAGGAGGAUGUGGAGGAGGACACAGCACGGUGGGGGAAGCCUCACGUAGCCUCACUAUCCUUCCGCAGCCUGCUGGAGCUCAGGAAGACCAUUGCUCACGGUGCUGUGCUGCUGGACUUGGAGCAAACCACCCUUCCUGGCAUCGCUCACCUUGUGGUGGAGACCAUGAUUAUCUCCGACCAGAUCAAAGGGGACGACAGAGCCAACGUGCUGCGUGCCCUUCUGCUCAAGCACAGUCACCCCAAUGAUGAGAAGGAGGGGUUCUUCCCCCGAAACCACUCCAGCUCCAGUAUGAAUUCGAUAGCGGGGAACCACCAUCACAACCACAACCACACGGCCGACACGUGCAUGGCCCUGAUGGGUGAGGAGCGCAUUGAGAUGCUGGACCCCAGAGCCCAGGACUCGGAGUGCAAAGAGAAAAAUCUGCAUCUCCACAGUUCCGAGGGGCAUCGCGGCAAAUAUCUGAAACUGAUGGAGAAGAUUCCUGAAGAUGCUGAGGCAUCUGUGGUCCUUGUGGGCUGUGUGCAGUUCCUUGAACAGCCCACUAUGGCUUUUGUCCGGCUGAAUGAGGCUGUCUUCCUGGAAUCUGUCCUGGAGGUCCCAAUUCCAGUCAGGUUCAUCUUUGUCCUGCUGGGACCCAGUCAGGCCAACGUUGAUUACCAUGAAAUUGGACGGUCCAUUUCUACCCUCAUGUCUGACAAGCUCUUCCACGAGGCUGCGUACAUGGCAGACGACCGCCAGGACCUCCUCAACGCCAUCAACGAAUUCCUGGACUGCAGCAUUGUCAUCCCCCCGUCAGAAGUGGAGGGGAAAGACUUGCUCAGGUCUAUCGCUACUUUCCAGAAAGAGUUACUGAGGAAGAGGAAGGAGAGGGAGCAGAAGAAGUCCACGAAGGAAGGGGUUGUCCAGGAAGCUAAAGAGCUGUGUGAAGUGAAGGCUGAGGAGGAAGAGGAGGGGGAUGCUGAGGACGACCCAUUGAGGCGAACCGGCAUUUGUUUUGGAGGUCUGGUUCAGGACAUAAAGCGCAGGUACCCCAAAUAUCUCAGUGACAUCAGAGACGCCUUGCACAGCCAGUGCCUUGCAGCCGUUCUCUUCAUCUACUUUGCUGCUCUCUCUCCUGCCAUCACCUUCGGGGGACUCCUAGGAGAGAAGACAGAGGGUCUCAUGGGGGUCUCAGAGCUGAUCAUCUCCACCUCAGUUCUGGGGUUCCUGUUCUCCCUGCUUGGAGCUCAGCCGCUCCUUGUCAUCGGUUUCUCGGGGCCCCUUCUCGUGUUUGAAGAAGCUUUUUUCAAGUUCUGCCAGAGCCAAGGCAUCGAGUACCUGACGGGCAGAGUGUGGAUUGGCCUGUGGCUCAUUGUCUUCAUCUUCAUCAUUGUGGCAGCUGAAGGCAGCUUCCUGGUGCGAUACAUCUCGCCCUUCACACAGGAGAUCUUUGCCUUCCUCAUCUCCCUCAUCUUCAUCUACGAAACCUUCUAUAAACUCUACAAGGUCUUUGCAGAGCAUCCUUUGCUGAAGUUUUACCCGCCAAGUUUGCAGAGUGGCUUGAACGCCAGCACGCUCUCUGCUGAUGCCAUGUCUCUGGGAACCAGGAUGCAGCCCAAUACUGCCCUCCUCUCACUCAUCCUCAUGCUGGGUACCUUCUUCAUCGCUUUCUUUAUGCGCAAGUUCAAGAACAGCCGUUUCUUAGGAGGCAAGGCUCGACGGAUCAUUGGAGACUUUGGAAUCCCCAUCUCGAUCCUGGUCAUGGUCUUAGUGGAUUACACCAUCACAGACACGUACACACAGAAGCUGAAUGUUCCCUCUGGGCUCUCAGUCACGUCUCCCCAGAAGCGUGACUGGUUCAUUCACCCCCUGGGCAGCCGACAGGCCUUUCCCAUGUGGAUGAUGUUUGCCUCAGCCAUCCCUGCACUCCUGGUCUUCAUCCUCAUUUUCAUGGAGACCCAGAUCACCACCCUGAUUGUCAGUAAGAAGGAGAGGAAGCUCAUGAAAGGCUCUGGUUUCCAUCUGGACCUGCUGCUCAUUGGCACCAUGGGCGGGCUCUGUGCGCUGUUCGGGCUCCCUUGGCUGACCGCCGCCACCGUGCGCUCGGUCACCCACGUCAAUGCCCUGACGGUCAUGAGCAAGGCCAUCGCUCCGGGGGAGAAGCCGAAGAUCGAGGAGGUGAAGGAGCAGCGUGUGACAGGAGUUGCAAUCGCUGUCCUUGUCGGCUUGUCCAUUGUGAUGGGCAACAUGCUGCGCCGGAUCCCCCUGGCUGUGCUCUUCGGGAUCUUCCUCUACAUGGGGGUCACGUCGCUCACUGGCAUCCAGCUCUACGAGCGUCUCCUCCUCAUCUUCAUGCCAUCCAAGCACCACCCAGACCAUGUCUACGUCGUCAAGGUGAAGACCUGGAGAAUGAACCUCUUCACCUGCAUCCAGCUGGCCUGCAUCGUGGUGCUCUGGGUGGUGAAGUCAACAGUGGCCUCGUUAGCUUUUCCCUUUGUCCUGAUUAUGACGGUGCCCUUACGACGCUUCCUGCUGCCCCGCUUCUUUCAGGACCGGGAGCUCAAAGCCCUGGACUCGGAAGACGCGGAGCCGAACUUUGACGAGGACGGCCGGGACGAGUACAAUGAGAUGCACAUGCCUGUGUGAGCGGCUGCUCCACCCCCUCCCUGUGGAAAGCUGCUCGUUCCCACGCGUUCUCAUUGGCUACGACCCAAUCCAAAUGGCUUGGAACUUACUACACGUCAGAUGUUUUCCUGUCGGGACCAAAGAGCAGCUGUGUCGGAACCCUGGAGGGAGGUGGGCAGGGCCGUUCCUGAUCACCCAUUCAGUGAAAGUGUGAGUCUGUCUCCACCUGUACCCAGCGGGAGACGCUUCUCACAUCCAGAGGUUCUGGAGGGGCCUGCACUGCCUCGGGUCAUGGGUCUCCCUUCCUGGAGAUGGGGGGUUGCAUUGGUAUGUGGGUUAGCAAAGGGGGGCCAGAGCCCCAGUCACGGUGCCCGGCCGGACUCUGCCUGGACUGGGCAAGACUCCAAGAGUUGUCUGCUCUGCCGCCCCCAGCUGGGCUGCCCAGCUCCCUUAGCAGGCACACAAGGGGCUCCUUGCACGACUCCCUGCCAUAGGCUGCUUCGCAUCUCAGACUGCCCUGCCUGGUUUGCUAACAGUGCUCCUGUGCCAUCCUGGGCUGCAGCACGGCCAGGAUUAUGGGAACUCAGGAGCCUGUGUCCAAUCUGCCCCAGGCUCUCUGUGCUACUGGCCAUGCACCUGUGUCCCAGCAGCAGGCAGUUUCCCUGUGGAUAGGCAGGGCCUCAAGGAGUUCAAGUCCCAUUCCCCUGCCUGUCGGAGCCCAGUCCCUGCUGAUCACUCCAAGCUGUAUUUCUGGGGUGGCGGGGUCUGAGGUCAUAGGCAUUGCCGUGGUAACCAGCUGUGAUGUCAGUGUUAAGGCUUGUGAUGUCUGCAGCGGAAGGAGCAGCAGGAGCGGCCGCCUAGAGCAGGCAGGGCUGAGAGGAAGUGACUCCCAUGCAGCAUGCAGCGGGGUUGUAGCCAUGUCAGUCCCAGGAUAUUAGAGACACGAGGUGCAGGACCCGCUUCCGCUGGUGAGAGAGCAGCUUUGGAGCUUGCACCAAGCUCUUCUUCAGGCUGAAAGCUCCUUUCUCACCAACAGGAGCAGGUCCAGUAAAAGAAGUUCCCUCCCCGCCCUUGUCUCCCAGCAGCAGGCAUCCACAGCACGGGUGUUGGGGUCAUCAGAACACACAGCCUCCACCACAGUGACUGGGCCACCCAGGCCCUGGUGACUGGGUUGCUGUGGCCCUCAACCUCUCCUAUCCCCAUACCUGGGCCACCCACAGUGUCUGGAGGCACCUGAUAGCCAGAGCCCCUGGCACCGAGGUCUGUCCCUGGGCAACCCUGAAUGUCUUCCCACCUGGAAGGCCCGAGGUCUCUACAGCUGUCAGGGUCUGAGGCCUCAUGUGGGUCACUGCCUGGGCCCUUCAGUGCCCAGCUCUCCCUGUAGUGCUCACAGCCUGGAGUGGGGUAACCUGGCAGCUGCCAUGGAGCCUGAAGGUCACUGAUACCAAGGCUCGGUGGGACAGGAGGCCCUGUGUGACAAAGCCAGAGAAGGCAGGCACCCGGCUCCUCCACACAGGCAUGAGAGGAAGGGGGACCUUGUGGUGCAGGCACUAGCCUGGGAGUCCUGCCUCCACCAGAACUUCCUGUGGGACCUCAGCAAAGCCACUGACUCUCCCUGCCUCUGUUUCCUAUCUGUGAAAUGGGGCUGAUCCUUCCCUACCUCACAUGUGGGGAUGCUCAUUAUGGUGUGGAAGGCUCAGACACUACAGCGACAAGGCCAUAUGGAUACCCAGCCCUGUGGAGGGGAGCCUUCAGAGCCGGGGACCUGCUCCUGCCGGGCCACAGCCUGGCACACCAACAGCCCCUGUGAUGCCAGUGAAGCCUCUUGGUUAGGAGAUGUGUGUGUCUCUGUGGCUGCGUGUCCUGUCCCUGUGUAGUGUAGGAGGCCUGCUGUUCCUGUGUCCCUGCCAGCCCGGCUGUGCGUUGUGACUCAUCUACCUGUAGUGGAAAUGGCUGCACCAAUAAACCCUUCACAGGAACUGA
Molecule: messenger RNA, 6078 nt
Organism: Gopherus evgoodei (Goodes thornscrub tortoise)
Lineage: Eukaryota; Metazoa; Chordata; Testudines; Testudinidae
Gene: SLC4A3
Product: solute carrier family 4 member 3
Exons: 23
Coding region: 379-4116 (1245 amino acids)
Biological process (GO): bicarbonate transport; transmembrane transport; regulation of intracellular pH
Cellular component (GO): plasma membrane
Molecular function (GO): monoatomic anion transmembrane transporter activity; solute:inorganic anion antiporter activity
Source: RefSeq, a predicted model, not a curated record